Messenger RNA from Chelonus insularis, 942 nucleotides. RefSeq lists its product as uncharacterized. Lineage: Eukaryota; Metazoa; Arthropoda; Insecta; Hymenoptera; Braconidae. The transcript is spliced from 5 exons. The record is from RefSeq and is a predicted model, not a curated record. Bases 77 to 910 code for a protein of 277 amino acids.
UAGACUUCUCCAUUAGUGAUUCUUGGAAGUAAUUGGUUUGAUCAUUUAUUAUAUAUUCUUAUAUUGUAUAUACACAAUGAAGGCAGUUAUAAUGUUGGUUCUAAUUUAUUCAAAAAUUUGUAAUUGUUUGUAUCAUCAACAACGAGUUUAUGAAACAUCUUACAAUGAAAUUAAACCACAAAGAAUCGAAAAUUAUCCAUGGAUUGUCAUAGUUUCCAAAAUAUCUACCCAAGAAAUUCUAUCUUUUGGUAGUUUGAUUCAUGCUAGUGCAGUGUUAACUCAUGCCUCAUUAGAUGCUCAUAGCUUAUAUUUUGACUUCAAAGUCCUUGGCAAAUGCUUUUUCCACCAUAAUGAUUUAACUUCCAUGAGUUCUUACCAGUGUGCUAAAGAAAGAAAUAUCAAAGAAUACAGCAUCAUAGAAGUUGAACCCCAAGGAGAUAAUAACUAUUGGCAAAAUGCAGCUGUUUUAAUUCUUUCAGAACCAUUUACAUUAAUACCAAAUGUUAACAUCAUUCCAUUAGCUAGAGAUCCAAGUGAUUUUAAUCCUCAUCUUUGUAACAUUUUAUAUCUCAUGCUAUUAUCAAAUUCAAAUUUACCUGAAAAUCCUACAUUUGAAUUUCCAACUCAAAUUGAACAUGAAGGAAAUUACUCUACAGUAAAAAUUAAUUGGUUUCAUCUUCAAAAUACAUAUCUUAACUAUGUCAACUCAUUGGAUUUACCUGGAAAUCCAGUAGUUUGUUUAACUAAACAUUCUGGUGGUCAUUGGGUCCUGACAUUUUUACUUCAUACAUCUAUAAAAAAAGUGAAUGCUGACACACUUUAUUCCACCUCUGCAAUGCUUGAUAUUACUUAUUAUCAUAAAGCUGGAAUAAUUGAUACUAUUAUUAGAAAUGCAGGAUUUUCAAUCUGAUGUAACACAAUAAAGAACAAUGAAUAUUUAAA